GUUCGGACACCGCCCCCCGCCCCCGCCGGACGGUCCCGCCCCGCGCGCCCCCCGCUCCCGCCCCGCGCGCCGCCGGAGUUCCGCGGAGUUGACCGGGUCGGCGCCGUCGGUCCUGAGCGCUGCCUUCCGCGUUCCGCCGCGGCCCCACCUGGAGCCCCCGCCCCGCGCCAUGGCCGGAGCUCCCGGGGCGCAGCGCUGACGGCGGCGGGGGGAGCGCGCCAUGCCCAGCAGGACCGGCCCCAAGAUGGAAGGGAGCGGCGGCCGCGUCCGCCUCAAGGCGCAUUACGGGGGGGACAUCUUCAUCACCAGCGUGGACGCCGCCACGACCUUCGAGGAGCUCUGUGAGGAAGUGAGAGACAUGUGUCGUCUGCACCAGCAGCACCCGCUCACCCUCAAGUGGGUGGACAGCGAAGGUGACCCUUGCACGGUGUCCUCCCAGAUGGAGCUGGAAGAGGCUUUCCGCCUGGCCCGUCAGUGCAGGGAUGAAGGCCUCAUCAUUCAUGUUUUCCCGAGCACCCCUGAGCAGCCUGGCCUGCCAUGUCCGGGAGAAGACAAAUCUAUCUACCGCCGGGGAGCCAGAAGAUGGAGGAAGCUGUACCGUGCCAACGGCCACCUCUUCCAAGCCAAGCGCUUUAACAGGAGAGCGUACUGCGGUCAGUGCAGCGAGAGGAUAUGGGGCCUCGCGAGGCAAGGCUACAGGUGCAUCAACUGCAAACUGCUGGUCCAUAAGCGCUGCCACGGCCUCGUCCCGCUGACCUGCAGGAAGCAUAUGGAUUCUGUCAUGCCUUCCCAAGAGCCUCCAGUAGACGACAAGAACGAGGACGCCGACCUUCCUUCCGAGGAGACAGAUGGAAUUGCUUACAUUUCCUCAUCCCGGAAGCAUGACAGCAUUAAAGACGACUCGGAGGACCUUAAGCCAGUUAUCGAUGGGAUGGAUGGAAUCAAAAUCUCUCAGGGGCUUGGGCUGCAGGACUUUGACCUAAUCAGAGUCAUCGGGCGCGGGAGCUACGCCAAGGUUCUCCUGGUGCGGUUGAAGAAGAAUGACCAAAUUUACGCCAUGAAAGUGGUGAAGAAAGAGCUGGUGCAUGAUGACGAGGAUAUUGACUGGGUACAGACAGAGAAGCACGUGUUUGAGCAGGCAUCCAGCAACCCCUUCCUGGUCGGAUUACACUCCUGCUUCCAGACGACAAGUCGCCUCCGGCGCCUCUCUCCCUGCAGGUUGUUCCUGGUCAUUGAGUACGUCAACGGCGGGGACCUGAUGUUCCACAUGCAGAGGCAGAGGAAGCUCCCUGAGGAGCACGCCAGGUUCUACGCGGCCGAGAUCUGCAUCGCCCUCAACUUCCUGCACGAGAGGGGGAUCAUCUACAGGGACCUGAAGCUGGACAACGUCCUCCUGGAUGCGGACGGGCACAUCAAGCUCACAGACUACGGCAUGUGCAAGGAAGGCCUGGGCCCUGGUGACACAACGAGCACUUUCUGCGGAACCCCGAAUUACAUCGCCCCCGAAAUCCUGCGGGGAGAGGAGUACGGGUUCAGCGUGGACUGGUGGGCGCUGGGAGUCCUCAUGUUUGAGAUGAUGGCCGGGCGCUCCCCGUUCGACAUCAUCACCGACAACCCGGACAUGAACACAGAGGACUACCUUUUCCAAGUGAUCCUGGAGAAGCCCAUCCGGAUCCCCCGGUUCCUGUCCGUCAAAGCCUCCCAUGUUUUAAAAGGAUUUUUAAAUAAGGACCCCAAAGAGAGGCUCGGCUGCCGGCCACAGACUGGAUUUUCUGACAUCAAGUCCCACGCGUUCUUCCGCAGCAUAGACUGGGACUUGAUGCACAGACAACUCAGAUGCACAGACGCCCGGACGACGUGGACACCCAGACGAUGUGGACGCACAGACGACAUGGACGCACAGACGAUGUGGAUGCACGGACGACGUAGACACACGGAUGACUCAUCCACAGAUGACUCAGAUGCACGGACACCCAGACGACGCGGACGCACAGACGACGCGGACGCACAGAUGACGUGGACGCACAGAUGACGUGGACGCACGGACGACGUGGAUGCAUGGACGACGUGGACGCACAGAUGACCUGGACGCACGGACGACGUGGACGCACGGAUGACUCAGAUCCCCAGACGACUCAGAUGCACGGACACCCAGAUGACAUGGAUGCACGGACGACUCAGAUCCACAGAUGACUCAAACGCACAGAUGACUGGGAUGCUCAGAUGACCGCUGCUGUGCUGCCACCCCAGGGCUCUCUGGGCGUUUCCUGUGGUUUGGGCACCAGGAGCCUGGGAGUCCCAUGCUGCCCCCAGGGCACUACCUCCUGGGCCCAGCCCUGCAUCCGGUGGCAGGGCUCACCGUCAUCACCCCAACAGUGCAGGGUGGUCUCAGGGACCUCCUCUCAUCAUUGCCAAGAACUGGCUCCAGGAUGUUUCCAUGUGGCCGGCUAGUAUGGCCAAAGUGGACCCUGGCGUGCUGUCCCCUUGGACGCCUCCAGGCCCUGCCCAGCACGUGGGGCUCGUCCAUUCUGUGCCUGACCAUGCUCUGCCAUGCGGGGCCUAGCCCAGCCCCCCAGCCCUGCUGCUUCUCCCCACCCCACCCCCGCCACCUCCACCAAGCCACCAGCAUCCUGCCUGGCCCUACGGACAGCAGGGUCGUCCUGUGUCCAAAAGCCUCCUCCCCCUCAGCCCCUUCACUCGGGUCUCAUGGGGCCCCUCUGUGGCCCCCAGCGCACAAGGCACACACCCACUAUGGGGCCUUUGCACAGCUGUGCCCUCCCCAGGCUCCAGCCCUCACCUCCCCCAGGCUAUUUCUCAGAUGUCCCUUCAGAACUAGAGCCCUUGGGCCCCCAGCCCCAUUGACACGGAACGGGCCCCCUGUUGUAUCUCAGGUCACUGCUGUGGUUGCAGCCACAGGGGCAACACCUGUUACUGCCACAGCGUCCGACCUGGGGCCAGCGUGCAUUCAAACGCACUGCUCUGAGAGGCCAGGACGUCCAUGGGUUGGGCGCAGGGGGCGGCGGUGGGAAAAGGUGUCAGGCACCAUGGGUCCCGACCUGGAGCCCACGUGCCAGCUGCAGAGAUGGGCACUGAAGGCUUUUGAGCAAGAGGAGGAGGUAACGCUGGCCCCUGGGGAUGCUGUCAGGGAAACUGAGGCAAUCUUGAGCCCUCGGAGCAGAGAACGGGCUGGGCCAGGGGCUGGAGGACCCUGGGCCAGCUCCAGCUGGGUCCUGCUCUGUUCCCACCCCUGCUGCUUAUUAAACCCUUGUAAAGCAGCACAGGACUAAGGUAGGGAAAGUACUUUAGGAAAUGCCCCUUUUUCACAUUUUAUCGGCAGGUGUUUCAUACAAAGAAUACAAGUAACUGAUGAAUGAAGGGGGCAUCUUGUGUCCCCACAAUCCUGCUGUGCGCACACCACAG
Homo sapiens (human) is the source of this 3420-nucleotide messenger RNA. RefSeq names its product protein kinase C zeta (gene PRKCZ). Gene Ontology annotation, cellular component: bicellular tight junction; cell cortex; nuclear envelope. The transcript is spliced from 17 exons. The record is from RefSeq and is a predicted model, not a curated record. Lineage: Eukaryota; Metazoa; Chordata; Mammalia; Primates; Hominidae. The coding region runs from base 221 to 2032 and encodes 603 amino acids. Gene Ontology annotation, molecular function: protein serine/threonine kinase activity; diacylglycerol-dependent serine/threonine kinase activity; protein kinase activity. Gene Ontology annotation, biological process: positive regulation of T-helper 2 cell differentiation; positive regulation of interleukin-5 production; negative regulation of apoptotic process.